Molecule: messenger RNA, 1553 nt
Organism: Stegodyphus dumicola
Lineage: Eukaryota; Metazoa; Arthropoda; Arachnida; Araneae; Eresidae
Gene: Ube2g1
Product: ubiquitin-conjugating enzyme E2G 1
Source: RefSeq, a predicted model, not a curated record
AGUGGUGCUUGAUGUGUUCUGAGUCGUAUCAAUUACUAACAGUUUAAAAAACAAAAUAAAAAAGAGUGCUUAUUAUUAAAGCAAUUUAUGUAACAUUUAUAUCUGAAUUUAAAUUUGAAGUUAUUUAUGAAAUAGUAGAGGCGCAUGCGCUUUUCUUGCCUAAGCCGCCAUAUUUAUUCCUUCGUUUGUUAUUGUUCGUUCUGUGCAGCACACUGAUAUAGGCACUCCAUGGCCGCUCAACAGUCAGCACUUUUACUUCGUAAGCAAUUAAAUGAAUUAAAGAAGAAUCCUGUUGAAGGUUUUUCUGCAGGAUUAAUUGAUGAUAAUGAUAUCUACAAAUGGGAAGUGCUAAUAAUAGGACCUCCAGACACACUUUACGAGGGAGGUUUCUUCAAAGCUCACUUAUACUUCCCCAAAGAAUAUCCUCUUCGACCUCCUAGGAUGAAAUUCAUUACAGAAAUAUGGCAUCCAAAUAUUGAUAAAACAGGAGAUGUCUGCAUAUCUAUCCUGCACGAACCAGGUGAUGACAAAUUUGGGUAUGAAAAGGCAUCAGAACGGUGGUUGCCAGUGCAUACUGUGGAAACAAUUCUAAUUUCAGUGAUAUCUAUGUUAGCUGAUCCUAAUGAUGAGUCUCCUGCAAAUGUAGAUGCUGCUAAAGAAUGGCGAGAAAAUUACACAGAAUUCAAAAGGAAAGUCGCACGUUGUGUUAGGAAAAGUCAAGAAGAUGCUUAGGAAAUAACUUUUUUAGCAACAAAAAAUUUGGGUCUGAAAAGUCGAACUCGAAAGGCUGCAAACAACUGCUCAUAUUUGUCCUGCCGCAAAUUGACCUGGAACUGACCAGAGAAACUGUGAUUUUUAUUCACGCUUCAAGUAUUUAAACUUUGGAGCACCUUUUCCGUUUAAUUUUCCCCUUCAUUCAAAGUGGGAGUGUUUUUCAGAUUGUCUUUCACUCCUUGGAACACUCCUUCAGCCUCAAUUUACUUUGCACCUUUGAUCACUAUGGUCUCCCUCGGUGCUUUUUUAAAUUAUUGGCCAGUUCUCUGGAUUGGAAUACAUGAAAGUGUCACAUUGAACAUACCCAAAGACUACAGUUUUGUGCACUAGUGGCUUCCAAAGUUUGGAGGUAGGAAUGUGCAAGAAAACUAUCCUGGAUGGGAAGCAUCCGGGGGACCUCAUCUUGCAUGCAGAUGUCGACUUUUUCCAUGCUUGUACAGUUAUCAGAUAGGUGACAACAGAAAUUUAUAUGCAAAUAGUACCAAUUGACAUUAGUUAUUUUUUAUAGUAAUUAAUGCGCAUUGUCUUCUACAAUUAUUGCACUCUGGAAGAAGUCCGCUGUGUGCGCGUUUUGAAAAUUAUGCAACAUCUGUUUUGUUCAGACACUAAAAAAUAAGUUCUAACUUUGUGGUGCAAAGACAAUCCAUACCUCAUAUUAGCAGCCAAAGAAGUUUCUUCAGUUUUUCAGUUGUGUGAUAAUUUUUUGAAUGUCUUUCCUCUAAUAGGUUUCUUUCAUUUUGUAAAUGUUUUUCAAGUAAAUAUAUGCAAUUGGUACAGCA